Engraulis encrasicolus (European anchovy) is the source of this 1732-nucleotide messenger RNA. RefSeq names its product gastrula zinc finger protein XlCGF7.1-like. The transcript has 2 exons. Lineage: Eukaryota; Metazoa; Chordata; Actinopteri; Clupeiformes; Engraulidae. Gene Ontology annotation, molecular function: DNA-binding transcription repressor activity, RNA polymerase II-specific; RNA polymerase II cis-regulatory region sequence-specific DNA binding. Gene Ontology annotation, biological process: regulation of transcription by RNA polymerase II. The coding region runs from base 310 to 1245 and encodes 311 amino acids. Gene Ontology annotation, cellular component: nucleoplasm. The record is from RefSeq and is a predicted model, not a curated record.
ACUGUGCCAACCUACACACCUCCACCCAACCCCCCGAUGGCUGUGGCAGUAACCUGAGCACCAUCAGAGGUGUAAAUGGUGUCCAUUCCCAUAAUGGUGCAUUCCCAUAAUGCUUUGCUUGGCUAGUAUUCUCAGAAUGGGGUCUGUUUGGCCAUGUCUAGCGGGUUGGAGCAGUGAAACUAGUGUUGAGAAAUACUGUGUUGGCCUGAUCACUACAAUCGUACAUUGCUGUGACUUAAAUUAGAUAUACAAUUGACCUUAAAAAGGACUGUGGUCUGCAAGGUCUUGCUUAACCAAAACAGAACUAAAAUGACAUCCAAACCUGCUAAAGCUGUGAAAAAUGAGAUAAAAGAAGAGGAGUUUGAUGAGUUCUUAUACUCCCAUAUCUUUGCCAGUCAAAGUGUGGAUGUGAAGCCUGAAUUGCAACAACACAUCAAAACAGAAGUGGAUGAGUUACCUACUACUUCUGGUCAAGAUUUUGUAAGCACCAAUGAUAUCAAGGAAGAACUAAAGGAAGAAGAUGAUGUUGGACAGCACAGGAAUGGUGGAUCAAAUGCAAAAUGUGAUGUUGACAGGAUCCAGUCUAAUGGAAGACAACACACGGAUGAAAACAGAUACACAGUACGAAGAGAUGAUCAACAGAUGCACAGCUUUCAGUACCCCCAUUGUGAAAAGAGCUCUCCUAAGAUCGGAGCUCUCAAGAAACACCAGAGGACACACUCAGGGGAAAAACCAUUUCAGUGUUCUGACUGUGGAAAGAAUUUUAGCCGAACGGAAGACCUCAAGAGACACCAGAUGAUCCACUCAGGGGAAAAACCAUUUCAGUGCUGUGACUGUGGAAAGAGAUAUAAUAAAAUGUCCAACCUCAAGAAACACCAGAUGAUCCACUCAGGAGAAAAACCAUUUCAGUGCUGUGACUGUGGGAAAAGUUUUAAUCGACUGGGCAACCUCAAGGCACACCAAAUGAUACACUCAAGUGAAAAACCCUUUCGGUGCCUUUACUGUGGAAAGAGAUUUAGCAGAAAGGACUAUCUCAGGAAACAUGAGAAGAUUCAUUCAGGAGAAAAAACAUUUCAGUGUUCUGAUUGUGGAAAGAGUUUUAUCCUCAAGGUUCACCAGAUGAUUCAUUCAGAUGAAAAACCAUUCCAGUGCUUUUACUGUGAAAAUAGAUUUAUCAGAAAGGAAUGUCUCAAGAAACACCAGGUCACCCAUUCACAUGAACCGGAAUUUGAGUGCUCUGACUGAGGAAAGAGUUUCAUUCGAAUACAUGAUCUCAAAGAACACUUGGUGAUCCAUUCAGGGGGAAAGCCAUUUCAGUGCUUUGACUGUUGAAAAUGUUUUAGUCGACUGGGCCCUCUUACAUCACAUCAGAGGGUUCUUUCUGGUGAAAAUCCACGUUAUUAUUGUGAGUGUGUAAAAAGCUUUCACCACAAGAUGAGCCUAAAAAUUCAUAAAGGAUGCAUUCAAGAGAAAAGCCCAUUUGAGUGCUCUCAAUGUGGAAAGUUUUGGUCAACCGGCCCAUCUUAAGAAACACCAGAGGAUUCAAAAGCAUGUUUAUGUAUUUAGUAAAAAUGACUAUGAAUGAAAUGGUUAACUGCAGAUGUCAUGGAAAUUACUACUACGAGAAUGUUAUUUCAGUGUUUUGUAAAUGUAAGACUGCUGUAAAAUACAGUGCUGUUCGAAAUAAUUUGCCUCCUUUCUGAUUUCUUACUUUUUUGCUCCUUUGUCACAC